AAAUUUAUGUUUUAGUGCUUGAUUAAUAAUAUUAUUCAAUUGUGUGUAGUAGUUUAAGACGAGUAUGGUUCGCGCAGUUGUCGUAACUGACUCGGAACUAGUGCGAAUCGGCGCGUUGUAUGUGAGGAAUAUGUAAAUUAGUUUACCGUUGUAGCACUGCAGCCAGUGCUGACAUUUUUGGCUUGCCAAACAGCGCGAAAAGGCAAUAUUAGUGAGAUAUAAAAUAUGCUAUUGUUCGAGAACAAAGUCAAACAACAAACAUGGAUCUGCAGGAAUUUUUAUCGCUGGAACGCAAGCAGCUGGAAAAAGACCGCCAGCGGCUUAACGCAGCACUGGAAAAUAAAAGCAAUGCUCAAGGAACUUGUCCUGCUGCCUUAUUAAUGCAAAUGGAGGAUUUUGUGCCCGGGCAAUGUCAGCGCACGGCGGCCAACACAAGCAGCGAGUGCAAUGAACCCGCAAUAGCCUCGUCCCCAACCUUAGCAACCGCAAGCCCAAACUCUGAGCUGCCUCUGCCACUGGAGCUGAGUGUGGAGCUGGCUGCAGAGCAAGAGGAGCGUGGGGCAGAUGAGAUUGCGAGCACAUCGCUGCUAAAAUCGGCCAAGGAAUUUGUGAAUCAGCGCGAAUUGCUCAUUGGAAGUGCGCGACAAUAUAAAUCGCCAAAUGCGUCGUAUCGCAAUUUGGAAAGCGAACGUCGGCCGCAAAGCGAGAAUCGUUUGCCAAUUGAGAAGCACAAAAAGGCGGAUGAUAUGGAGCAAUGGGUUACGGACACAUUUUAUUCAUAUUUUCCCGGCUUUAACAAUGAAAAUCAGAAACGUCAAAAUUAUUUGCGUGAGCGCCAGCGCGAGAAUCAGCAGAACUUUCUCAAGCACCAGAUGCUGCAUCCGCCUGUGGCAAAGCAGCGACGUCACCUAAAGCCAUCACCAGCGGCAGCGGCAGCGCCGCAGCCGCCAGCAGCAGAGGAGCUGCAAACGGCGCGCUCGAGCCAAUCGAGCACGAGCACAUCCAAUAGCCGAACGGAUAAGACUGACCUAGAGUUAAUUGUAAAUAGUAAUCCCAACUACGUGCCGCCCAAAAUACGACCGAACACCACACGCCAUCAGCUGCUGCAAGAUCUGGGUCACGUCGAGCUCUCCAAUAUAGUCACCGGCGAUGGCAUCAUGGAACGUAAUAUGCGCAGUGCCGAACUGGAAACGGCACGCAAAAAGGACUAUCAGCGGGACUUGAUGCAACAGAUUGAGGAGAAGCGACGCUCCAUAGAAUUAAUACGCGACAAGGAGCGCCGACAGGAUGAGGCCCUGACCAGGCGGUUAGAGGCACAGCUCAAGACGAUGCAUCUCGAGGAGCAACUGGAGAAAGAGCGACGACGCGCCGAAAAGGCACGCAUUCAAUCGGAACAAAAUCGUCUGAUGCGCGAAGAGCUUCUGGCCAAGCUGGAGCAGGAUGCGCAGCUGUUGAAAGCCAAGGAGCAGCACAACAAUCUAGCAGCAGCGCAGAGUAGAACUAAAUCCAAGGAUAUCAAUGGCAACCCAAACAGCAACAACAACAACAAUAGCAACAUCAACAACAACACUACAAAUACCAACAAGGUUUACAAAUACUUUAGCAAUUCGGCUCGGCACGAAUAUAGACGCGGACAGCCCUUGCCGUCUGGCGUUGAGCUGGAUUUCGAGCUGCCCCAACUAGGAAAGAUCGAACGAGAGUGCUUCCAUUUGAGCGAGAAGAUUUGUCCGCUGUGCGAUGAGCCGCUAAAGAACUACGAGAGCUGCUGUCUGCGCUGCCAGCGCAAAUUGGCACUGAAAAUGAAGCAGCAGAGCAGCGAAGAAACGGCUGACUCUACUAGUGGUGGUGCUGCUGCUGCUGAUAGCGAGAUGGAGCCAGCGGAUGCAGUGGAUCACAAUUGCCAGAAUAGUUAUGCACUGGUCUGUCUGAAAUGCGAACGCCUCUAUGCCCUGUGCAGCCAGUGUCUGGAGAAGAGAGAUGUGUGUCGCGCCUGCCAGCGGGAGCGUAAUGUGUGCAUGAGCUGUCGUCGAAAUCUGUGCUCUUCUUGCCUGGAAGAGAUUGCCUGUGGCCGAGAUACGGAACGCACACACAUCAACGAGCAGGCGGAACGAGAUCAACCGCAAUCGGACGAUGCUUUCCGUGUGCUUGAAUUAAAUUAUGCUGCCGAAACGACUGCCCCUAAUCAGGCUGAUAACUCGCCGCCGCCUUACUCCUUCAAUAUACCACCCAGUUCGGUGUUCCAUACGGCGUUCAAGGCCACGCCAGUGAAGCCAUCGCUACUGGUGGAUCAAUUGCCCACCGUGUCUGGCAGCGCGAACAACAGUUUCGAGCUGGACAGUGCCGAUGAGCAGGCCAUGGAGCGUGUGCGUCGCCAAACGGAUCAGCGGCUGUCGCGUUAUCUCAAAAACUACGGCGAUCUGGCUUCCAAGCAGCAGCAGCAGCUGCGCAGUAAAAGUGAAUCACGGCAUCGCGGCACACAGACAACUCCUCAAUCCCUGAGCAGGCGCGAUGUGGUGCUGAACGAGACGCCUACACCGAAUUUAUCCAUGCCGCUGCUGCGCGAAAUGCCUAAGAUGACGCGCAAGGAGACGGCUGCAACGCCCGCCGAGACUCGACAUCGUAAAAUGGAUAAUCUCAAGAAGCGCUGGGAGGUGCCCGCUGUCCAAAAGUUUAUGGUGUCCACAUCGUCACCCAAAAUAUUGACUCAAGUGGGUGCCAUACGCAAACAGCUGCAGGCGGCCCGUUUCUAUGAUGAUGUCCAGAACGAACCCGACGAGGAGAACGACGACGAUGACGACGAUUACUGAGCAAUAGCUAACGGCAAUUUUUCAGCUACUUUCGAAAAAUUGUUCACGUUUAGUGUUCCAUUCAGUUUUUUUUUCACUGCACCGACAAUUUUUCACAUGUCACUGUACUUUUGAACUCAUUCCACAUUGUUCCAUUUUGUUUUUCUAUCUAAAACUAUCACCCCCUGAGAUAUUUCUAAUAUGAUAUGAUACCAUGUGCUUCUGCUGUUUCGUACAGCAUCAAAUUUAUACAUUUAAGUCAUAAAGUUUGUUAACGUUUUUACAAAAAUAUAUAUAUACAUAUAAUAA
This is a messenger RNA of Drosophila grimshawi, 3095 nucleotides long. RefSeq lists its product as uncharacterized. NCBI's taxonomy places the organism in Eukaryota, Metazoa, Arthropoda, Insecta, Diptera, Drosophilidae. The transcript has 7 exons. The record is from RefSeq and is a predicted model, not a curated record. Bases 261 to 2807 code for a protein of 848 amino acids.